UUUUUGGUAAACUUCCAAUAUUUUACUUGAAAUUGGCGUCUUGGCGAUAACUUCCCUGUAAAGAAGACUAUCUAAGAUUUUUUUAGAUGCUUUAUAAUCGCAGUAGAAGUAGGCUAAGAAUGAUGGCUCUUCUCAAUCAGUCAAGUUUAGCAAAAAAACUUUCCCGCGCGUCCUUUGCAAGGUGCCAGCGAUAAUUAACGACGAUGGUUGUAAAAAAGCGGGAUUUUCAAAAAACAGCAGGACUUAUUCAGGAGUUCCUCUGCAAACUUUCGUGCGAGGAGGCGACUGCUGAACUGCGGGACUCCAUGAAUCUCGUUCUUUUCUACUUACAAAAAUACUACAAAAAGCUCCGGAGCAGAAGCCUUUCAAAUGGUGCGUCACCAAGAUUAAAUGGAAAAUCUCUUAGCGGAAGUCUUAUUUUAAAUGGUGGUGUGAGCCCUGUGUCCCCUGCUUGUGGAACACCUGAUCAAUUCGAAUGGAAGUGGUACAAUUUAGAAUCACCUAGACUAUCAGCAAGCCUCGGAACGAACGAAUUUUCUUCUCUCCCUCUGGUGUUGCAAGCUGCAAAAUCGGCAGAUUUGAAACUUUUGAAAGAACUCAUAGAUAAAGAUCCAGAGGUUGUGCAGCAAGUAGAUGGUUUGGGACGCAAUGCUGCAAUGUACUGUGUCCAUGGAAAUACACCUGCCCACUUAGAAUGCCUGCAGAUGCUUAUUACCGCUGGUUGUGACCUGGACCUCCAAGCAAAUGAUAACACAACAGCUCUACACGUUGCUGCCCAUGUCAAUAAUACGAGGGCCCUGACUCUACUGCUUCAUUAUAAGGCAUCUCAGAAUGUUGAAGACAACAUGGGAAGGACACCACUUCACUGGGCAGCAGCAAGUACUUCAGAGGAUAAUGUUAAGUUAUUGCUUCAAGAUGGGGGAAACUUAAAUGCUGUAGACAGUGAGGGCUUGACCCCAGCCAUGUGGGCAUGUUACUUUGAUCAGCUUCAAAAUCUUCAGUUUUUACAUAAAGCACUGUCUAGGAUUGACCCAGAGGAAGAUGCAAUCUUCAGAGACACUGAUUGUUAUGGACAGUGUGUAAUACACUGGGCUGUCAAAGGAGUGGGAUCAUUGCAGUGCCUAGAGGACUUAUUAACACCACAGACUGCAGUUCUAAGGGACAGUGAUGGUAGAACAGUACUACAUACAGCAGCAGAGAAAGGAAAUACAGCAGCUUGUGAGAUGGUUCUUGAGGCCAGAGGAAACUUAGAGGGCCUUCUGGAUACUGACAACUCAAAGAGAACUCCAGUUCAUCUUGCUGCCAUCUGUGGUCAAGGAGAAGUGGUGAACUUCCUUCUUGAUAGAGGAGGAGACCUCUCGUUGAAAGAUUGUUUUGGUGCCACUGCAGUUGAUUACAUCCAUAACAAACAUCUCAACUACUGUGCAAUGGUGAUCAGAGCCCACACACAGUGCAAUGAACAUCAGACAACCAAGAAUGCAUUUGUAUCUACACCUUGCAAUAUGGAAAGACAAGAUGAUCAUGACCAAACUGAUACUUCAAGACCACAACCAUCUGCUCUGACAAUUGAAGCUGUUAAAGCAACAACAGAUGACCAACAACACAGAGCAUCUUUCCAUGAUCAGAACUGUGAUGUGUCAGAGCUCCAUGGAUUUGAUGUACAAGGUGGGUCAGGACAAGUGGAAGAUGAGCAAAGUUCUCAAAACAGAGAACAUUACUCAAAAGGCGGCACAAUAAAUGCAAACAUUUCAGAUAAGGGGGACGAACAGAACAGGUCUUCAAAUGCAAACAGACGACAGAGUACACUAACAAGACAGAGUGGGAUUCGUAAUGAAAGUAGUGAUUCCAGACACUCUGUAGAUCAAGCUCCAAGUUUUGAUCUGAGGACUGAAGAUGGUAACAUACUAGUCGUGGUAAGUAAUCUUGAUAUGGAAGAUCAACAGGAGGAAGUUAUUGACGUGGAAGAUGGUGACAUUGGCAUUGACUGUGAGGAAAACUUGGAAUAUUCCAGUGUAGGUUUGCAGCAGGGACAUGGAAGUGCAUCAAGUAUACAUAGUGAGGCAGAUAAUGCUGAUAACUGCAGUGUUAGUGGUGCACUUAGUGUCUCAAGCCUUGGCAGUGACAAUGAGGAAGUAGUCCAUGAUGAGGACUUAAUAGAUUACCCGGAUGAAAGCAACAAACAAAAGCAGAGGAGGGGAGAAGUUAUGGAUUCACAAGCUCAGACCAUACCGGAAUCUCACAAGAGUACAAAUCAACGAUCAAGACAACUUGCUCAAGAAAUUCCUCCACCCCCAAAAUACCCAACGAAACUGGUACAGUUACAGAUGGAAAACAACUACAUUAAUACUGAUAACACUGGGGAGUAUAAUCAAGAGAACCUUGCUGUACCAUCUAAGAAGAAGAAAGACAAAGCUAAAAAGAAAAAACAGAAGGGACCAACAGGGUCUGAAAUGUCGUCACCUCUUCCACCGCCAAGAGGAAUUGUGCCCCCUCUCAACCCUCCUGGUUUGGGGCCUCCUGGUAUUGCUAAACUUGGUGUUUUGGAUCCUCGUGGUAUAAAACCAGCUCCUUGGGAGCAUGGUAGCCUGGGUCCCCUUAGACAAGCUCCUCCAGAGCUACCUUCAUCAAGCCGUGGAAUGGGAAGACAUGCAGAGUACUCUAAAGGUUAUUCACAUCAUGGGGAAGUUCUUGAUCGUAAUGAAGGUGCAUUUGAAAGACCUAGAACUCCUGAACCACCUCGUAGUCCUCGUGAUAUUACAACAAAUCAAUCACUUCAACCAUGCCCUUCUAGUUCCAUGAUUGGCAGCCAAGGCAACCUCUUUAGAGGUCCUAUAGAAGUAGGGGUGCAUGACAGGGAGAUGAAUUAUGGCCCACCUGGUCCAUCUCAUGGACCCCUGGCACAUGCUAAUGGCCAAGCACUUCUCAAAAACAUUGACAUAAUAGGUAGAGGUCCCAAAAUGGAGUCCUGGACAGGCAAGAAUGUAGGUGGAAUAAUGUCCCAUGGACCUCCAGGACAGCACAUCCAAGCUCUUCAUGGACCAAUUCCUCAUCCACCCCAGCGGUGAUUAGAAGCCUUGAAAGAAUUGCAUUCAUCUGAUUGUUUUAUGUAUUAAGUUCUUUCCAUGAAAGGCCAUGGAGACACUUGAGCUUGGACGAUACAAAACAUGUUUGCCAGUUUUUAGAAAUCAUGAUUGCUUUGUUGUGAUUUGUUGAUGGUACACUAACCUGUCUGGGGUAUUGUCUGUCAAUAAUAUUUUCUGCUCCUCAGUGAAACACAUUGUGUGCUCCAAAUCUUGCUUGGUUCUUGUGAUAUUGAGAGAAGAACUAUAAGCUAUGAACAGAGUAACUAACUAACAAUAUCUUACGUCCACUACACCUAUCAUUAAAGGUGUCCACAAUAAAUACUUUCAGCUGAGCAUUUUAAAUCAUCUCACAGUUAUUCAAAUGUAAAAAGAAACAUGUUAGACAUUUAGUGCAUGUUAGCUAUAAUUAAUAUUAUAGUUUGUAAUAAUUAAUAAUAGUUGUAUUUUAGAAUAUAAUUUUCCGUAACAUAUUUAGUGGAAACUUGCAUGUCCCCAGUGAGUGGGUGUCAGUGGAUGUAGUAGAUGUAAAACACUGCUUUAUGUAGUUACUUAUUUACCUGGGGGUGGGGGUUUACUCUACAAAGGUUUAUAUGGGGAGGCUCUGCCCCAAGGUCCAACCCCUUACCCUUUUGUAUACCAUUUUGACAGAAAAUGCACCCCUUUCAUAUACCUUUUAUUGAAAGAAGGUACCCCUUAAGAACACUACAUUGCUUUUUAAACCCUUGAAAUGAAGUUAAUGAUGUUAUGCUUAACAAAUUAAAUGAUACAGCCACAAGGUGGGUCUUUUCAAAAUAUUUUUAUUAGGGUCCCUUUAAAUACCUAAACUGACACAUUCCUCUGCCCUUUUAUACGCCUGAAGCCUGUAAGAGGUACCCCUUUUGGGCUGAGCGUCUCCGUACAGGCCAUUAUAGGGAGUUUCCCCCCCCCCCCAGGCUUAUUUACUAGUUAUUUAUAAUAAAUUUUGUGACUGUUUUAUGAAAUUUAUUUAAAGGUAGUUUAAACUAUAUUUAUUGUGAAAGGAUCUCUUCUCUUUGAUGGCAAAAUAUCAUAAGUUGUCGUAGGAGUUACCUGUAGUAAUAAUAAUUUAUCUUUGAUUCCUAUUAGCAUCGAAAUUAUUGUUAUUUUAUAAAUAUUAUCACUGUCACACAUACAUAUUAAUUUAUGAAGCAUUGAGGUAACUGAUGCUCAGUCACUAGGUGUUUUGUCAUCCCUGCAACUGGAAAUAAACAGUCUGUGACUUCUGCUA
Orbicella faveolata is the source of this 4329-nucleotide messenger RNA. RefSeq lists its product as uncharacterized. Gene Ontology annotation, molecular function: protein binding. The record is from RefSeq and is a predicted model, not a curated record. Lineage: Eukaryota; Metazoa; Cnidaria; Anthozoa; Scleractinia; Merulinidae.